Prorocentrum cordatum is the source of this 2463-nucleotide messenger RNA. NCBI's taxonomy places the organism in Eukaryota, Dinophyceae, Prorocentrales, Prorocentraceae. The record is from the annotation of a GenBank genome assembly.
AUGGCGCGGCGCCGGCCCUGUCUAAGGAGGAGGCGGCGGCGGGCGGUGCGGCGCCAGCCCUGCCCGGAGUCGCCAGCCGCCAGGAGCGGGGCCGGGGCGCGCUCGGCGGCGCUGCCUGGGGUCGCCAGCCGCCAGGAGGAGCCCGCGGCGCCGGCAGGAGUGGCGGCGGAGGGCGUGGCCGCCCGCAAGCAGGUGACAUACGCCGCCGCGCCCCCGCACGCCCCCAACGGCGAGCCGCCCCCCCUGUGCGACGAGACGCCCAAGGAGCCUCGCGCCCGUUCGCGGACAACUCGGGGAACAAGCUGGAGCUUCCAGACUUUCUCGGGAGCAGGCCCGGCCCACAGGCCUGCUUCGUCACCAGCACCAUCACCACGCCGCACCGCAGGAGAGGAGCGAGAGGCGGGCUUCCGGCCCGGUGCCCCUGCGGGAGCUCGCCAGCCCCAUCACGCCGCGGAUGGCGAGGUGGGCCUGCACGCCGCAGAUGCCGGGCAGCUGCGUCAGCGACGCGCCCUCGGAGUACUUCGAGCCGCUGCUGUCCGCGCUGUCCGUGCGCAGCCGGCGGCCGUCCAGGCGGGCCACGCUGGACGGCAGCGAGCUCGAGGGCGGCGCCUCGGACGAGGCCUGGCAGCAGGCGAUGCAGCAGGAGAGCUCCAGGAGGCUCUGGACAAGAGCCGGGAGCCCCUGAAGACAGGGGAGCUGCUCUAUGACCCGCAGCAGGUGGUUGUUCAAUGCUGGCACCGGCAGCUCUCGGAAACGUACCAGGACUACAACAUGGUGAACAUGGUCGGGGAGGGCAGGUGUGGAUCGGUCUUCGUCGUUCAGCACAAGCAGAGCGAGCAGUUCUACGCCUGCAAGGCCCUCCGAAAGGCCGACCAGGAAGCCGUGGUGCUGCGCCGCGAGAUCGAGAUGCUGCGACAGCUGGACCACCCGAACGUGGUGCGCCUGUACGAGGUGAACGAGGACGACAGCUGCGUCUUCCUGCUCAUGGAGCUGUGCCGCGGGGGCGACCUGUUCACGCGAGUGUACGAGGAGCGGCAUCUGGAGGAGCCCGUCGCCCGGGCCUUUGCCGAGCAGAUGUUCGGCGCGCUGGCGUACUGCCACUGCCGCGGCGUGGUGCACAGGGAUGUGAAGCCAGAGAACUUCCUCCUGGAGGACGAGGGCGAGAGCUGCAUGACCUUGAAGCUGGCGGACUUUGGCAUCGCCACGCGAGUCAGGCCGCUCAAGCUCACGCAGCCAGCGCCGACGCCGGGCACCGUCGACGCCAACGGCACGCUGAGGGGCAGCGUGCCGUACAUGGCCCCCGAGCUCUUCGCGAACCGGUGGAGCUCCCUGGUGCAGGGCGCGGCUGGGCAGACCAAGCUGCUGGCCGCCGGAGAUCUCUGGAGCUGUGGCGUGGUGAUCUACGUCAUGCUCUCUGGCAACCUGCCCUUCGGCGACGACCCCAACUUGAUCCGCCAGGGCCUCCCGCCGGACUUUACCGGGGAGGUCUGGAGCGGCGUGUCCGAGGGCGCCGUCGACCUCAUCACCAGGCUAAUGAAUCCCGACAUCCACGAGCGGUGGACCGCGGAGCAGGCCCUGAGCCAUGGGUGGAUCCGCAGCUCGCCGACGGCGGGGCUUGUCCAGCUGCUGGGCCGCUUUGGCACUGACGCCGAGCUGCCUCUGGACGCCGAGUCGGCGGGCAGCCCGGAGAUCACGCAGGCGCUGGCGCGGGGCAUGCUCCUCUGCUUGCGUCGCUGGCACCGGCUGCCCAGGCUUCGCCGCCUGGCUAUUGCGUGCACCGCCAGGCGCCUGGAGGCGUCGCACCCCUCGCAGAAGCUGGCGCAGCUCCUGUUCCAGACCUUCAGCCGCGGCUGCGCGGAGCUCCGCUGCGAGCAGCUGGCGCAGUCGCUCGACACCGCCCUGCGCUGGGGGGGCCAGCCGGCCGAGGGGAGCGCUGAGCCUUCACGGCCCGUCGCCGCCUCGGGCGGCCGCUGCGUGACCUUCGCCGAGCCCGACGCGGAGGCGGCGCCCGCUGCGGCGCCGCCGGACGGCCAUGUCGAGGCUGGCAGCGGCCCGAGCAUCACCAGGAUGAUGAAGGACGCGGUCAGCUUCGUGAGCAGCAUGGUGCAAAAGAUUCGGCUGGCCCCCCCGCAGGGGGGCCUCGCCGAGCUGCGGCUGCUCGGCCGGGCGCUGGACGGCGCCGGCAGCGGCUCGGUUGACUACACCCUCCUCGUGGCGUCCGUGCUGCCUCCCGAGGUCUACGAGGACCCCCGGCGUGUCGCCGAGGCGUUCGAGCAGUUCGACUUCAAGAGGCGGGGAUCCUUCGGCCCGGAGGAGCUGAAGAUGUACCUCGGCAAGACGAAGAGCAAGGACAGGAACAACCAGCAGUUUUCCGACAUGAUUUCCGAGUUCGACUUGGACGGGGACGGCGUCCUGGACCUGGCGGAGUUCCAGCAGAUGGUCUCCGGACAUAAGGAGAGGUGA